This is a messenger RNA of Spodoptera exigua (beet armyworm), 1239 nucleotides long. The record is from the annotation of a GenBank genome assembly. Lineage: Eukaryota; Metazoa; Arthropoda; Insecta; Lepidoptera; Noctuidae.
AUGUGUUCGAUAGCACGUAGCCGAGUUCUGCUUGCUCCAAAAGUAAUUGCUCCCAAGCAACUUAUUCCUGGAGCUGUGUCCUUACGGUGGUUUAGUGAUGAAGCUAAGGCAACGAAGACGCCAUUAUUCGAUUUGCACACGAAAUAUGGAGGAAGAGUCGUUGAUUUCGCGGGUUUCCUUCUACCAGUGCAAUAUUCGGAUCUAAGUUUGUCCGAAUCCCACUUGUUCACAAGAAAAAGUGCCUCAAUUUUCGACGUGUCUCACAUGCUACAGACUAAUGUUCGUGGCAAGGAUUGUUUAUCUUGGUUCGAGUCUAUAUGCCCAGUUGAUCUAAAGAGUAUGCGAGAUGGGUCCAGUUCCCUCACCGUGUUCUUGAACGACAAAGGUGGAAUUAUAGAUGACUUGAUUGUUACUAAGGUGAAUGCAGAAACUUUGUACGUUGUUUCCAACGCCGGACGAAUGAAAGUCGACAAAGAGCAUAUGAGAGAGACUUCAGAGAUAUUCAGGAAGAAAGGUAACGACGUGAAUGUAGAAUUCUGGGAGACCAGCCAGAGAGCUUUGAUUGCAUUGCAAGGACCUAAGGCAGCUGCAGUGUUACAGAAUCUCACUGAUAUUAAGCUAGAAGACUUAACGUUUAUGACAUCAAAAUUGGGCAAAGUAGCCGGUGUUGAGUGUCGUGUCACAAGAUGUGGAUACACAGGUGAAGACGGUGUGGAAAUAUCAAUACCCGCUGCAGAUGCAGAACACGUUACUGAAGCAUUAUUACAGUCCAGUGACGUCAAACUUGCGGGACUCGGAGCGAGGGACUCGUUGCGGCUAGAAGCCGGAUUAUGUCUCUACGGCAACGACAUCGAUGAAAGUGUUACACCAGUCGAAGCGAACUUAACCUGGCUUAUCGCGAAACGUAGGCGCACUGAUGACACCUUCCCAGGAUCGUCAAUAAUCUUGCGUCAGAUCAAGGAAGGCGUAUCUAAAAGACGUGUAGGGAUCAUUUUACAAAAUGGACCACCAGCUAGAAAAAGCGCUGUGUUGAAAGACGGUAAAACUUCGGAAACCAUCGGUAGCGUCACUAGCGGUUGCCCUGCCCCGUCGCUUGGAGUCAACAUUGCUAUGGGCUACGUCAGCGAAGCUCUGAAGAAGGCAGGCACGGAACUCUUAGUAAAUAUUAGAGGGAAAGACAUUCCCUGCGUCGUCGCCAAAAUGCCUUUUGUUCCUUCAAAGUACUACAUAAAAAAAUAA